Pipra filicauda (Wire-tailed manakin) is the source of this 5293-nucleotide messenger RNA. It is a transcript of the gene DLGAP2, whose product is annotated as DLG associated protein 2. The record is from RefSeq and is a predicted model, not a curated record. Gene Ontology annotation, biological process: signaling. The transcript has 16 exons. NCBI's taxonomy places the organism in Eukaryota, Metazoa, Chordata, Aves, Passeriformes, Pipridae. Bases 99 to 3314 code for a protein of 1071 amino acids. Gene Ontology annotation, cellular component: glutamatergic synapse; postsynaptic specialization. Gene Ontology annotation, molecular function: molecular adaptor activity.
CGGGGGGACGCUGGGCGCGCGCCGCGGCUCCCGCUCCCGGCGCCUCCUCAGCCCCGACCCGCCGCAGCCCGCACCCGCCGCGUUAAUAAUGCACUAGAAUGUCAGCGCUGAAAAAGGUUCUGCCUGGCAUACUGCAGAAGCAUUGCUGCAUUUUACCUGACAGGAACACAGAGUCACAGUGUACACUCUGUGGGGAGCCUGAAGAUUUGGAUUCUCUAACAGGGCAUGCAUUUCCAGAAGAAGAGGGUGGCGAUCUGCUCAAGUCGGGCUUCAGUUUUCCAGGGACGCCAGAGGAGGAGCUAGGUACAGAUACCAUCUCUCAGAUAACUGACCAGCAGUACUCAUGGUCACCUUCUCAGCACUUCAAUGAAGAAAGAUACUCUCCUGCUGCGAGGAAUAUGAAAGGAUUAUCUGGUAGUCGCAAUCAACCACAGUUAUGUUCAGCUCAUACUUGUGGCUUAGCAUCCCCUGAAGAUUGUGAACACACCCACGACCAUAUCCACCAUGGGCAGGAGCCAAGGCAGUCGUAUCUUCUCAGCCCCACGGAGAGUUGCCCGCUGGAUCACCAUCGUUGCUCUCCACGCAGCUCCAUUCAUUCUGAGUGCAUGAUGAUGCCCAUGGUAAUGGGCGAUCACAUGUCAAGUAGCACUUUCCCCAGAAUGCACUACAGCUCACAUUACGACUCGAGAGACGACUGCACCAUGUCUCACGGUAACCCUAAGAUUAACCGUAUUCCUGCAAAUCUUUUGGACCAAUUUGAGAAACAACUUCCUCUUCACCGGGAUGGGUUUCACACUUUACAGUACCAGAGGACCUCAACAGCUGCGGAACAACGCAGUGAGAGCCCGGGAAGAAUACGCCAUCUUGUUCAUUCUGUCCAGAAACUUUUUACUAAAUCGCAUUCUCUGGAAGGAUCAUCCAAGGGCAAUGUUAAUGGAACAAAGGGAGACAGUCGAGGGGACGAUCAUCAUCAUGGGCACCAUUCCAAGCAUAGCAAAAGGAGUAAAAGCAAGGAGCGAAAACCAGAAAGCAAGCAUAAAUCUGGAAUGAGUAGCUGGUGGAGCUCUGAUGAUAAUUUGGACAGUGAUAGCACUUACAGAACCCCUAGUGUGGUAAAUAGGCACCAUGCAGAUCAUAUAUCCCAUUGUUAUCCUGAGGCACUCCAGGGGCAUUUUGGGGAUCUCUCAUUGAAGACUUCCAAAAGUAACAAUGAUGUGAAGUGUUCGGCUUGUGAAGGGCUACCAAUGACCCCUGAUAGUAAAUAUAUGAAAAGGAGUUCUUGGUCAACGCUUACAGUAAGCCAGGCUAAAGAAGCUUAUCGCAAAUCAUCACUGAACUUAGAUAAGCCUCUGGUUCAUCAGGAAAUCAAACCUUCUUUGAGGCCGUGCCAUUACCUUCAGGUACCUCAGGAUGAAUGGGGAGGAUACCCGGCUGGUGGGAAAGACGAAGAGAUCCCCUGCAGAAGAAUGAGGAGUGGGAGCUAUAUUAAGGCCAUGGGAGAUGAAGAAAGUGGAGACUCUGAUACUAGCCCCAAGACAUCACCAAAAUUAACGGUUCGACCGGAGUCAUUAUUAAAAUCCAUUGGACAACGACCACUGGGAGAUCAUCCAAAUCAGAGCUACCUUCAAACUGCAAGUGACGUGCCUGGGGGUCACAACCUGGAUCCCUCUGCAAACUACAAUUCCCCAAAGUUUCGCUCAAGGAAUCAGAGCUAUAUGAGAGCAGUGAGCACGCUCAGUCAGGCCAGCUGUGUUAGUCAGAUGAGUGAAGCAGAGGUUAAUGGGCAAUUUGAAUCGGUGUGUGAAUCAGUGUUUAGUGAAGUUGAAGCUCAGGCAAUGGAUGCCCUUGACCUCCCUGGAUGUUUCCGAACAAGAAGCCACAGUUACUUGCGUGCCAUUCAGGCAGGUUAUUCCCAAGAUGAUGAAUGUAUACCCGCGCUGACAUCUUCCAACAUCACCUCAACUAUCAGGUCAACCACAGCUGUAACUUAUACAAGUUACAAAAAAACACCACCACCGGUACCCCCUCGUACCACUUCCAAGCCACUGAUCUCAGUCACGGCACAGAGCAGCACAGAAUCCACCCAGGAUGCCUAUCACGACAGCCGGACUCAGAGGAUAUCCCCGUGGCCGCAGGACGGGCGAGGGAUGUACAACUCCACCGACAGUUUGGACAGCAACAAGGCCAUGAAUCUCGCCUUGGAGACUGCAGCCGCACAGCGCCACGCGGCCGAGGGCCAGAGCACCUCCAUACGGACCAGCGACAAGGCCAUUUUAGUGACAAAAGCAGAGGAGUUUCUUAAGAGUCGGCGUUCCUCUAUAGGGAUUCAGGUGGAAACAGCAACUGACUCAGACACUGAAAGCAGAGGCCUACGGGAAUACCACUCUGUUGGAAUACAAGUGGAAGAUGAAAAACGGCACGGACGAUUCAAGCGCUCAAACAGUGUAACAGCAGCUGUCCAGGCUGACCUGGAACUGGAGGGUUUUCCAGGACACAUCACCAUGGAAGACAAGGGACUUCAGUUUGGCUCGUCAUUCCAGCAGCACUCAGAGCCCAGUACACCCACCCAGUAUAGUGCAGUGAGAACUGUACGGACACAGGGACUGUUCAGUUACAGAGAAGAUUAUAGGACCCCAGUUGACACAACAAACCUUCCACCACCAGAACCCUGGCUGGAGCCAGCCAUUGAGACAGUAGAGACUGGUCGAAUGUCACCUUGUCGACGGGAUGGAUCUUGGUUUAUGAAGUUACUACAUACUGAAACUAAGAGAAUGGAAGGAUGGUGCAAAGAAAUGGAAAGAGAAGCAGAAGAAAAUGAUCUUUCUGAAGAAAUUCUAGGUAAGAUCCGAAGUGCUGUUGGAAGUGCUCAGCUCCUCAUGUCUCAGAAAUUCCAGCAAUUUUAUUGGCUUUGUCAGCAAAAUCUGGACCCGAGUGCCAUGCCGAGACCAACUUCCCAGGACCUAGCAGGUUUCUGGGACUUACUGCAGCUCUCAAUUGAAGAUGUCAGCAUGAAGUUUGAUGAACUGCACCAGUUGAAACUCAAUGAAUGGAAAAUAAUAGAAUCACCUGAAAGGAAGCCAACGGGUUGGUGGAUGGAAGAAAGAAAGAUUCCUCCUCCUGUACCAAAGAAGCCCCCAAAAGGAAAAUUCCCUAUCACAAGAGAGAAAUCUCUGGACCUACCCGACAGACAGCGACAAGAAGCUAGAAGACGGCUGAUGGCUGCCAAGCGAGCAGCCUCUUUCCGGCAGAAUUCAGCCACAGAACGUGCAGACAGCAUCGAGAUCUAUAUCCCAGAGGCUCAAACACGGCUUUAAAGACAGAAUGCUGCAGAGUUCCUUUUUUUAAAAAAAAAUGCUUGUACAGUUUGUCACUUACCUGGUAAUUUUUGUCUCAUUCUCUCCACUAAAUAUGCCCUUGCUGUUGUGUUCUUUGUGCCAUAAGCACAGUGGAAUGCUUUUGAUUUCCUCAGAAUUUGCUGAGCUCACCGCAAGAAUGACUUCUUUUUGUAUUGUCUGACUUACAAUCAGCUACAAUGGAUAGGGCUUGUCAAGACCUGACUUAUCCAAUAUAUUCUCAGAGGACAACAAGAAACACCUCUUGAGAUGGAACCCAGCUUACUUUUUUGUUAUUUAUAUUUUUAUAAAAUGUGUGAUAAUUAGGGAUAAGAAUUACAAACUAUAAAUGGGUGCAUCUCACCAUUCACUAGAGGCAUUAGCUAAUCCAAGUAGAAGGUGCUACAAAUGUAAAGAGCAGGAAAGAAAGAACCCAUUUAUCUCUUUGACCUCCAGUUUCUUUUCCUAGAACCCAGCUAACAUAUUUACCCAUGUGCUCUGCCACUCUUUUCAUCUUUGUUACUGCAAAAUAACAUUAGGCGUCUCAUCUCAUGUCAAGUUUCUGGAGAUGAACAGGGAUACCCAGCCACUAAAACUCCAAAGUUCAUCAGAAACUAAGAAGCAUACAAGUCUGGUGGUGGUGGGAAUGUCCACUAAGAAACAUUUGCUGUUAGCAGCAUAACGACACUCUGAAACCUAAGCAAAAUUGUAAUGCAAGAGGACUUGAAUGAUGGGUGAAAGGAAAACAGAAGCCUUAAAAAGUUAGAUCUUCUGUAGUAAGAUGUGUAAAGAAAAAGUUAUACUCGCUCCUUUGGAACACUCAUUGCAUUUUUAACAGUUCUUUUACAUGUUAACAUUUAUUUUAUAAACCUUCUCUCUUUCAUUUCAAGAGCCGUGCUACAUGUACUAUUUAAAACUCUCAAAUUGUUAUAACAAUUGAGUUUCCAGGGUAUCCUUGAGAACAGAAAAUCUUGCUUGUUUAAAAUGCCAGUUGUGAUGUUGUAAACAGUUUAAGAAAUAUGAAUGUGAGUGGUAAGUAUAUAUAAGUUUAAAUGGUUAUGUUAAGGUAAAGGUGAACUGUGGUUUACAGUUGUAUUUUUUUUUUAGAACUAUUUUUCUAUGCAGUAUCAUUUAUGGCAAGAAUAAACUUCUUGCUUGCUUCAGACAUAGAAAAAAAAAACAUGACUCAAGAGAUAAGCGAUUUCCAGCCAGGAAAUAUAAGGAAAAUAAUAUAUUUUCAAGCCUCACAUUGUCAGGAGAGAAGUGGCAACUUCCACAGCCAAGAGGCUUUAAUUUAAAACUAAUUAAGACAGAAUUAUUCCACUUCACCUACCUUCCAGAGCCAACUGAGCAAUCCAGCACUUAAAAGUCUUCAGGUGAAGACGCAAUAAGAUGAGUAACCUGCAGCCCCCAGUUCCAAGGUUUGAAUCCUACUGAACACAACUUUAGGUCAAAACAGUGUGAACCCAGUGAGACAAACAGCCCCAGCUACCACAUUCCCUGUUUACCUGCUUUAACAAAUGCAAUGCAUUUAGCCAUAGGCAAAACAACUAUUUAAUUAUACUUGAGCACUUUGGUUCUUCACCUGAUGAGCACUUUAAAUACGAAUCCCACACACCUUGCAGCCUGAUGGAUGACUGAAAACAUGAAGUAUUGUAGGUUAUGCAGAUCUGACAUUGCUUCAAAUCUGUUUUCUUUUGUUUGCUUUUUUUCUUUUUCCUUCUCUUUUUCCUACAGUGUAUGUUAUUAAGCAUGACUUCUGUCUUUGGAGCACAGAUGAUAAAGCAUGCUUGGCUUCAAGAUACGAAUCUUUAGAGAUGAAGUUUUGAGAAGUUUCUUUGAGAAGAAACCCCUGUAAAUUGAGCCUGAUAUCUGGUGUAUACUUUACCAAAUAGCCUUAAAUUAUAUUUGGAAGCAAAAACCAAGACGAAUGUAUAUCCUUCAAGAAUGCAAAAAAAAAA